AUGCCCUUCUUUAAAGAUUUGCGCAGGCGAUCAAAGGCUAGCUUUCGAACCUCCGAUUCCUCAACCGAAUCCAAUGGCACCGUCCAGACGACAAAGUCUUCCUCUACCUUGAACUCCGCCCUGGGAAGCACCACUCCACCUUCCACCUACCAUACCAAUGGCUCAGCAUCCAACGUUCAGGCCACGCCGAAGCCCAAUGGCGAUACCCCUCCGCCGGCGCCCCAGCGGCCCAACGUCAUGGUGCAGAGUUCAAAUCGGAAUAGCAUGAUGACACUGUCUCCUUCUGGCUCGAAUGGCACAAUGCGGACUCCAAUGGCCACUUCGGCUUUUGCGCCGAAAGUCACCUCUAUCCUGGACAACUCAGUGGUCUAUAACAAGGUGCUGUCGGUUUACGGAGAAGUUGGAGACCCCAGUCAAAAGGCGAUUGACGGUAAUUUGACUGUUCACCACGACAAGGACGGGCAAUCGUUUCCACCAACCAAUUGGCCAGUAUCCGAAUCUUGCUUCAAAGCCUUGGUUUAUCUCUCGCCUGGAUGGAAUAAGAUACGACUUGACUUCACCUCGCCCAAGUUGAGCUCCGUUAGUAACGGUUCUGCUCCUACGAUGCACUCCUCUUAUAUGAUGUUGAACUACCUACCAUUGAACAGUGCGCCGCCUUUACAGUUGGUCAUUCUUGCCGGCAGGGACUCGCCGUGCACAUACGACGCCGUUCCCCAGCGCAUAGAGACUGAAGGCAAUAAUCUUGACAUGGCGAUUCGGAAGUUCCGGAUGGCGGCUCAUCUUUGGCAGGCAUUCACGGCCGAACAAAUGUACAGGCACAAAUUCGGACGGCGAUGCUUCCGAUUCGAAGAAGAAUGGCAGACGGGAACACUAUCCAUGCGUGAUUGGGAAACGGGCCGGAUGAAAAACGAGACCAGGGUACAUGUGGUACGAUCGGACAAGACCACUGCAGAGUUACGCGAUCUACAGUAUGCCCAACAGUACGGGCCGGCUUCAAAGAAAGGGGAACUCUAUUCGAUCGCCGCGGAUGCAGUCAAGAAGUACUUCAACAUCAAACCAGGCCAGAAGCAGUACGUUGCUUGUCUUUUGCUCGACGCCCACUGGGAUCCCGCGGUGGGGACGAUCACUGGCCAUGCUGCAUUAGGGGGUACGGGGGAUGACCUUGGUCUCGCCAUUUUUGGCUCCCACGCGCUUCAGAGCUACCCAUCAUGCAUCGAAGAAGUGGUGCCAGCUUUUACAGAUUGCACCCCAACCGACACCAAGUUUGUCGCCAAUGACUGCAACGAGUCAGGCAGCAGUUGGGAAGCUGCAAACAUCGGAAUCGGCGCGCACCUCCACGAAGUCGGCCACUUGUUUGGUUGCCCUCACCAAGAAAGUGGAGUUAUGCUAAGAGACUAUGUGCGCCUCAAUCGCACAUUUUCAAUCCGGGAAUCGCCUUCGAUCAGGACCAAGUCUCCUGGGCUCAAAGUUUGUCGCCAGGAGGAUGAAUGCGGCUGGCACCGCCUAGAUGUUCUUCGAUUCCGACAUCACCCUUGCUUCAAGCUCCCCAGUGACGAACCUCUGUCGCCAGAUGACAGCAUCCAGUAUUUCCCAGUUGGCAAUGGGCGGGUCAUUUGUUCAGCUGCGACGGGGAUUUCUUUCAUCGAAAUCUGGACUGAAGGAGACGACCUGUGCCGGCACUGGAUCGACUUCAACAAUGCCGACCCUCGACUGAGCGGCAUCCCUAGACAGGUGACAUUAGUCGACAGUGACCUUCGAGCUCGUCUCCCCGAAGAGAAGAGGAAGGCCAAAUUGUCGCUCGUUGUCUUCUCCGGCGGCUCACGGAAUGAAAAGAUUGAGGACCUGGAUGAUUUGCUGUCCAAGAAGAACAUCGUCAACCUACCGCCAUCGUUCGAUACGCGACUGGGAUUCAAGGGCAAAAGACUGGGCCACUCUGCGUUGGAGGGAUCGCAGCCGGAAGAAGUGAUACUGGACUGUGCCAACCUCCAAACAAAACUCCUCACAUCGGUUAGAGUGUAUCAUGGAUACGCACUAGAUGGCAUCGAAUUCUGCUAUGAAGACGGGCAUAGUCAGCUUUUCGGGAAAAGAGGCGGUAAGCCUGGCGGCGAUGAAUUCCCUCUCGAUACACGUCGAGGGGAAACCAUUCUCGGGUUCUAUGUGCGAGCUGGUCUUUGGAUCGACGGCGUGGAAAUCUUGACGAGUACUGGUCGAAGAUCCGGGGUCUUUGGCAAUGCAAAAGGGGGCUCUGGGCACACUUUGAUGGUGCCUCGUGGUUACAGUCUCGCUGGCAUUGCGGGAUCUUGCGGCGCGUGGGUGGACGGUUUCCAAAUCAUCAUCACCCGGUAA
Molecule: messenger RNA, 2346 nt
Organism: Capronia coronata CBS 617.96
Lineage: Eukaryota; Fungi; Ascomycota; Eurotiomycetes; Chaetothyriales; Herpotrichiellaceae
Exons: 6
Coding region: 1-2346 (781 amino acids)
Cellular component (GO): cytoplasm
Source: RefSeq, a predicted model, not a curated record